AUGUUCCGACAACACCACCACCAUCACAUCUUGGUCCCCGCGUCCAUCGCCCUGGAUCCCUACAACCCGUUUAACAGCCCACACAGCGCCAGCAGCGUUGACCCGGAAGUAAUGUAUUAUCAGGACCAUUCUCAGCACGUUGGUCUUCCAUUUCCUCAGGCCCACCAGGCCCCGCUCGUCCUCGCAGACUAUCAGCACAACCCGCUCGACGACACUCCAUCGUCCAUGGAUGAUCAUGUCUCUCCAGCAAUCCACAACGAGAAUGGAAAACGUGUAUCCUACUCCACUCCUGCUGGCCCCAGUCGCAAGCGCGUUCGCAAAGAGUCCGAUCUCGACGGCGACGGCUCUGCAGGUGCAAACAGUCCCCAGGACGUGUUCGAUCCAAAAGAGGGCAAGCCAAAGGCGACCAGAGGUGCACGGAAACACGAGCAGUUGACGAAAUCGCUGCGGAAAAUGGAACGUACACUCGACACAGUACUGCGUUCGAUAUCAAACCCCGCUCUCACCAGUCUCGCUGGCGGUAUGGUCUCUCAGUCGCCUUCACCACCACCAGAUGGUGGUUCCAGUGCGCCAGAUGUGGCGGCAAGUCCAGAUAGACCAGAUUUUCAUCAGGAUGGUGGCAUGCAACCUAUACCAAAUCCAGCAACUUAUGGCGCAGCGGUGGCACCUGUCGGUGGAUCUCCUCGCCUCCAUUCACUUCCAGAUAAUGUUUUGAACCCUCUCGGUCUGCUUGCCGAGGCGUCGUCGUCUCUACGGCGCGGAAAACCCGGCUCUGCAAACUCUCCCGCUUCUGCCGGCCCACAAAAGGGCCAAAUGUCUGCCUCUGCGCUCGACAAUCCAAAGGUUGGCGUUGCCAACCUUGGUGUAUAUUUCAAACCUGGCCCAAUGACGAUUCUUCCCCUGCGUCAGCUAAUUAUCGAGCAUCAGGUCCAGCCUGAAAUGCUUUCCUUUGUUUCACCUGAUGUUGUUGUUGAAUUAUUCAGAAUUUACUUUGAACAUAUGAAUCCUCACAAUAGCUUGUUGGAUGUCAAUUUCCACACGCCAGCCCUCAUCUGCGCACGAUCUCCAUUCUUAUUGACAACAAUCUGUGCCAUUAGUUCAAAGUUCUACACUGCCGAUGAGGAACUGCACCCAAAAUUAACCAAGCUGGUAAACAAGCUCGCCUGGUCCGUUCCGGAGCGUGGCUACAAGAGUGUCGAGAUUGUUCAAGCAUACCUCCUUCUCUCUCUCUGGGGUAGCCCCGUCGAGCGCUAUGAGCACGAUAGGACCUGGAUGCUGCUCGGGAUGGCUAUCCGAAUGGCGACCGACCUCAACCUGCACCGCAAGAAUACCCGCAUCAAGACGGAUACCCCAGAGGGACGCGCUCGCGAAGUUGAGAUCCGAAAUAGGGAGCGUACCUGGCUCCUAUGCUUUGUCCUCGAUCGAAGUUUCAGUGCCCAGAUGGGCAAACCUAAUGUGAUAAAAGAAGACUAUAUUAUUCGUGACGCCUCCCAAUGGUGCCGUCAACCAGACGCACUUCCCCAAGACGUCGGCCUUGUCGCAUACGUUGAACUGCAACGUGUUGUAUCUCGUGGUCUCGAUCUGCUAUAUUCUGGGACGGCCACCCUCUCAGGCUUGCAGACGACGUGCGACUAUCUGCAAAUCAUUCGUGCUAUCGAAUCCCAAAUCGAGGCAUUGCAUAAUCAAUGGUACCCAUCAAUUCAAAAGGCAGAUACCCACACCGCGUACCGACUGGGUAUCGCUAGAUUUUAUUGGCAUUACGCAACCCUCGUGCUCAAUUCUUUUGGACUUCAAAAUGCCCUUGAGCGAUCCUCGGUCGACAUUGGUUAUUUCUUUGGUCGAUGCUACACCUCGGCCACUGCGUGCUGUUACAUUAUGAAGGAUGAGCUCGCACCCGCCGGUUUCUUGCGGUACUGUACCGACUCGCAUUUUGUGCUCACAUCCUACGCCGUUUUGAGCCUGUUGAAGCUCGUUCGACCCGAAUUUCGUAGCUAUAUGGAUAACGAAUCCAAGAUUCUGACCCUCGUUGGAGAAAUGGCCGACACUCUUCAAACCGUUGCAGUCAACAAGUACCAUACGCCUUAUUUGUAUAGCGUGUUUCUUCGCGCACUCCUUGCAUCCAAAGUUGAAGGCAGUCAACCCAACUCUCCACGACCUAUGGCAACACCGGGUCCCGUCAUUUCCGCUAACGACCCCGCGAUGCAGACCUCCGGAAUGCAUUUCGCUCCCGGCCCAGAGUCACCCACACGCAAUGGGUUUUCCAAUAGUGGCGAUCUCUUUGGGCUCGACAUGUAUCGCUCACUUGGCGAAAACUAUGGAGACACUUCCAAUUUUGUCAAUCCAUUCGACAUGUCGACUGCCCAACCCAUGAACAUGGACAUUUCAUCUGCGUAUAACGCAUCUGUUCCUGCACCUAGCGCGGAUCCGUAUGCACCAAUGUCGCUCGACUCAUUGCUCAGCUCUGGAUUCUGGGAUUCGAUGCUCGUUCCUGGUUUCUCGAAUACCCUAGAAGGAAUGAGUGGCGGGUUUAUCUAUGGGCCCGGAGGCAGUGGGUUUAUCUCGCGGUGGCAUUCGCCCGCCAGUUCUCGCCGUCAGACACCAAAGGCGGACAACCGGUCGUUGCCUGGAAUGACACCGCUCGAGGUCAGCUAG
This is a messenger RNA of Serendipita indica DSM 11827, 2652 nucleotides long. The record is from the annotation of a GenBank genome assembly. NCBI's taxonomy places the organism in Eukaryota, Fungi, Basidiomycota, Agaricomycetes, Sebacinales, Serendipitaceae.